CAUCUCCCAUCUCCCCCUCCUCUCGCCGUCUUCCGCUCGUCCUCUCUGGCUCUCUCUUGGGCCGCUCCCCAAGUCGCCAUGAUGCAGCCGCCCCCGCCGCCGCAGCCCGGCAUGGCGCCGCCCCCGCCCCCGCAGGCCGCGGGCGGGCAGCCGCCGCAGUGGGGCGGGAUCCCGCCGCCGAUGCCGCCGCAGUACGCCCCGCCGCCGCAGCAGGCGCCGCCGGCGAUGUGGGGCCAGCCGCCACCGCAGGCGCACUACGGGCAGGCGCCGGCUCCGCAGCCGUACUACGCUUCGCCGCCGGCGCCGGCCGCCCCCGCGGCUGCGGACGAGGCGAGGACGCUCUGGAUCGGGGACCUGCAGUACUGGAUGGACGAGAACUACAUUUACACCUGCUUCGCGAACACCGGAGAGGUUCAAUCUGUGAAGCUUAUCCGUGACAAGUCUUCAGGACAGCUUCAGGGUUAUGGUUUUGUUGAGUUUACAAGCCAUGCAGCUGCUGAGAGAGUUCUUCAAACAUACAAUGGACAAAUGAUGCCAAAUGUUGAGUUGACUUAUCGGCUGAACUGGGCCAGUGCUGGUGAAAAGCGCGAUGAUACCCCGGACUAUACUAUUUUCGUUGGAGAUUUGGCUGCAGAUGUUACGGACUACUUAUUACAAGAGACAUUCAGGGUCCAUUAUCCUUCAGUGAAGGGUGCAAAAGUUGUAACUGACAAAUUGACAAUGCGUUCAAAGGGUUAUGGAUUUGUGAAAUUUGGUGAUCCUACAGAGCAAGCUCGUGCAAUGACUGAAAUGAAUGGAAUGCUUUGUUCUUCCAGGCCUAUGCGUAUUGGUCCUGCAGCAAGUAGAAAAACAACAGGAGUUCAAGAGAGAGUACCAAAUGCUCAAGGAGCUCAGUCUGAGAAUGAUCCUAACAAUACCACUAUCUUUGUUGGCGGCCUUGAUCCCAACGUCACUGAAGAUGUCCUGAGACAAGUUUUUGCUCCUUAUGGAGAAGUGGUCCAUGUUAAGAUCCCUGUCGGGAAGAGAUGUGGCUUUGUCCAGUUUGUUACCAGACCUUCUGCCGAGCAAGCACUGCUAAUGCUGCAAGGGACCUUGAUUGGUGGGCAGAAUGUUCGGCUUUCAUGGGGUCGAAGCCUUUCAAACAAGCAGACUCAGCCUCAGCAGGAACCCAACCAAUGGGGUGCUAGUGCUGGUGGUUAUUAUGGUGGCUAUGGACAAGGUUACGAGGCUUAUGGCGGUGGGUAUGCGCAACCUCAGGAUCCUAACAUGUAUGGUUAUGCUGGUUAUCCCAAUUACCAACAGCAACCAGUUGCACAGCAGCCACAGCAACAACAGUGAAGCCUGUUUGCUCGGGCACACCAUUGGGUUGUCGAGACGCAUUAAAGUUAUUUUGAGGUGCGGUUAUAUUGCAUUCUAGCUCUUGUCAAUAGAGAGAUGGUUUCGAAAGGCUCCUGAUUUUGAUUGCCUCAGGGCAAGGCAUCUAUUAUGCACCGUGUUAUGGGCUUAUGGCUAUGAACAGGUGGUGCCCUACUGUGAUUGCUAUAUUCAGACAUUUCUGAAGACAUGCUCUCUUUCCAUGCUUCUCUCCUAUCUAGUGUUAUUUAUGUUUACCGGUUAUUGCUAUCUACUGUUAUGUUUUAUAUAUACUGUACCAUUUGCUUCC
Molecule: messenger RNA, 1663 nt
Organism: Phragmites australis (common reed)
Lineage: Eukaryota; Viridiplantae; Streptophyta; Magnoliopsida; Poales; Poaceae
Product: RNA-binding protein L-like
Exons: 7
Coding region: 79-1338 (419 amino acids)
Cellular component (GO): cytosol
Molecular function (GO): mRNA binding
Source: RefSeq, a predicted model, not a curated record